GCUGCGCCCGGGCGCCCACGACCUCCCGGGAGCAUGCGGCGGCCUCGGCUCGCGACGCUGCACACUCGGCGGGACCGUCCGGCGCGCGAACUGAUGCCCUUGGCCAUGAAGCACCCCCAACCUCUGUCUGCUCGGGCGCAGCCUGCAUGACCGAGCCAUCGCUGUCCCAGCUGUUUUGCGUCUCUGUUCCCGUCACUGAACAGUUUGAUGGGGUGUCGGGCGGAUGACAGCGGGAACAGUUGUGAUCACUGGCGGAAUCCUAGCUACAGUCAUCCUCCUCUGCAUCAUCGCCGUCUUGUGCUACUGUAGGCUCCAGUACUACUGCUGCAAGAAGAGCAGAGCCGGAGAUGCAGAUGAGGAGGAGGAGGAUCGCGACCUGCCCCCACACCCCAGAGGCCCCAGCUGUAAUGCCUGCAGCUCUCAAGCCCCCGACGGCCGAGGCGGCCUGGCGCCUCUCACCAGCGAGCCCUGUGGCCAGCCGUGCGGGGGGGCGGCCGGCCACUGCACCGCCUGCUCCCCGUACAGCUCCCCCUUUUACAUACGGACCGCUGACAUGGUGCCCAAUGGGGGCGGAGGGGAGAGGCUCUCCUUUGCUCCUACGUACUACAAGGAAGGGGGACCCCUGCCCCUCAAGUUGGCAGUGCCCCAGAGUUACCCGGUGACGUGGCCAGGUUCUGGGCGUGAGGCCUUCACCAAUCCAAGGGCUAUUAGUACAGACGUGUAACCCCCUUCACCCCUGACCCCUCCACAUACCUACCCAUGCUGCUGUCCCGCUGCUGUCCUGGCAGGAACACCAGGGAGCAGCGGGGGACCCCUCCAACAGCCCACAAGGACAUCUCAGUGUUGUUUGUUGGUUGUUUUGGCUUUUCUUGCCCCACAGUGGAAUUAGAGCUGCCCAGUGCAUUGAGAACCAGGGCAGGGCCAGGCCCUGUGGCCCGCAGGUGGGGGCUGGCAGGACAAGUGGGCAGCUGGGCCUCUUUCUGUGCCUGAACCUUCCUCCGCCAGCACCAGCCCCACUGCAACCCCUCUUGCUUCCCUUGCUCCCCACCCAGCUUUGGACUGUGAGAGGACAAGCAGCAGAGAAAGCUAAGUGAAGGCUGCCUCCACCCCAAGACUCCUUGAGGGAUGGAAGAAGAAAGGGGACCUGGGGUGAGGAGAGAUGUGAGAAGUAGGGCAC
Lontra canadensis (Northern American river otter) is the source of this 1177-nucleotide messenger RNA. It is a transcript of the gene FAM163A, whose product is annotated as family with sequence similarity 163 member A. Bases 224 to 724 code for a protein of 166 amino acids. Lineage: Eukaryota; Metazoa; Chordata; Mammalia; Carnivora; Mustelidae. The transcript has 5 exons. The record is from RefSeq and is a predicted model, not a curated record.